UGUCCUGAGAGCGUGGCCGUCGCCGGAGUCAAAGGCGCGCUAAUCGGUGGCCUCCUCGCACCCCACGGCUGGCGCAAGGAGGAGACGCUGCUGGUCGACGACUGCCUCGAGCACAUUCGCGGCGCGAGCGCCUGGCUGGCGCGCGGCUUCAGCUGGACGGAGGCGCACCAGGCGGCCUUCGACGCGCAGGGCUUCCUGUGCCUGCCUCGCUUCCUCUCCCGGCCGGCGCUCGACUACUUGCGCGCCGCGUUCGACUUCACCCUCGCCCACCGCAGCGACGCCGUCCACCCCGAGUGGCUCCUUGGGCUGCACGAGGCCGCAGAGGGGGUGUGCGGCGCGCACGGAGGCUGCAACUGGAUGUGGGAGCUGGCGACGCAGCCGGCCCUCCUCGACAUGCUCCGGAGGCACGUCGGCCCCGACGUCGUCCUCUUCUCGACCCAACUCGCGUUCAAGCCCCCCGCGUGCGACGGCGGCGGCGAGGCGGUCCCGUGGCACGUGGACGGCGACGGGCGGUGCCGCACGGUCUGGCUGCCGCUCGACGAUGUGGACGAGGGGAGCGGCGGGCUGAUGGUGCUCCCUGGCAGGCACGCCGCCGGCCGCGCCCCCUUCCGCCGGCUGCGCACCGCCUCCGACGUCGCAACCUUCCGCUUCUACCACAAGUACUCGCUGUACGAGGUCGACGUCUCGCAGGCGCAGCGCCGGCCGUGGGCGUCGCGCACAGAGCCGCUCGAGGCGGAGGGGCUGGUGAGGGAGCCGUGCACCGGGGUCAGCUAUGAGAAGCGGUCGUACCAGCUGUGA
This is a messenger RNA of Emiliania huxleyi CCMP1516, 798 nucleotides long. RefSeq lists its product as hypothetical. The transcript is spliced from 3 exons. The annotation marks the transcript as partial. The record is from RefSeq and is a predicted model, not a curated record. Lineage: Eukaryota; Haptophyta; Isochrysidales; Noelaerhabdaceae.